Molecule: messenger RNA, 1488 nt
Organism: Trichomycterus rosablanca
Lineage: Eukaryota; Metazoa; Chordata; Actinopteri; Siluriformes; Trichomycteridae
Gene: gcm2
Product: glial cells missing transcription factor 2
Exons: 5
Coding region: 1-1488 (495 amino acids)
Biological process (GO): gliogenesis; regulation of transcription by RNA polymerase II
Cellular component (GO): nucleus
Molecular function (GO): RNA polymerase II cis-regulatory region sequence-specific DNA binding; DNA-binding transcription activator activity, RNA polymerase II-specific
Source: RefSeq, a predicted model, not a curated record
AUGUCUAAAUCUUCGGAUCAGUUUGACAACUCGGACUGCGUGUGUUCUUUCGGUAUGAAGCUAACGUGGGACAUCAACGAUCCAAAACUUCCACAGGACUCGAAGCAGUACGACGUGUUUCAGGAGUGGACGGACGGUUAUGUGCGCUACAUCUACAGCGCAGAGGAUAAAAAUGCGCAGCGCCACUUGAGCGGUUGGGCCAUGCGCAACACCAACAACCACAACUGCCAGAUACUAAAAAAAUCCUGCCUGGGGGUCGUGGUUUGCUCCAGAAACUGCACCAUGACUGACGGUACCAAACUCCAACUGCGACCCGCAAUCUGCGACAAAGCGCGUCAGAAGCAGCAGAAAAAGCUCUGUCCAAACUGUAGCACAGCUCUGGAGUUGGUUCCAUGUCGAGGCCACAGUGGAUAUCCAGUCACCAAUUUCUGGAGAGUGGAUGGGAAGGCCAUAUUCUUCCAGGCUAAAGGAGUUCAUGAUCAUCCACGACCUGAAAGCAAGUCAGAAACUGAAGCGAGGAGAAGCGCUGUGAAGAGAAGAAUGGCUUCACCUCAUUUCUCCCAAAAAAGGAGGCUCAUAGAACCUGAGACUGGCCGCUACCAUGACAUGCCUUUCCCCAACAUCCACCAGCUUACCAUGGAAGCCCCGGACCGCUACAGCAUCAUCGCGGAGUCCAACUUUCCUAUCCAGACACAGCACUACGCUCCGUUCCAGAAUGCAGAGCCUUAUAAAUUUCCCUAUGACACACACAGUGCCACAGCCAUGACCGACACUGCCAGCCCUUUGCAAAAACCUGCCAACCACCGCCUGUACAUGGCACGACCUCCAUGCGGAUACGACUUUGCAGUGCCGGGCUACCUUGGCUCUACACCCUACCCUACACCACUGUAUAAGGACCCCGCCAGCCCUCAGAGUGAUCCUGAACUCAGUAAAAGCAGCAACGGUUUGAGCGGGAUGCCUCACAGCACCAGCACACUCCCAAACCAUGAGCGCACUUAUGCAGAUAACACCAAGCACCACAGCUGGAAACAGAUCCUGGGCAAAGGGCCAUACGCAGAGAGAGGGGAUUACUCACAACUUUCCGCCAACACCAACCACUAUUACAAUCCUGAAUAUCCAUGCAGGUAUGCAGGACCCGCUCCGACUACUCCGACAGCUCUCCAGACCAUCAUAACCACCACCACUAAAGUGUCCUACCAGCCCUGCCCCAAGCCAUCCGUAGUGAAAUACGGUGAGAACAUCUAUGACGUGAAGGGUCUGUCUAACUGUAACUCUCUCCUCGAGGAGACUUCACCCACCACGUACUCCGACCUGAAAAUCCCAGAGGACUCGGGCGUGAUAAAAACAGCUCUGUCCUACCAGGACACGCUUCCUGCGAAAAUCGAAAGGGCAGAGAACUUUGAGGGCUAUCGUUACAGCAGUUACAGCUCGAACAGCUACCCGGAAAGAGUGGCACAUCCAUACAGGUACGAGAGUGGAGAGUACUAA